GAUUAUACUGAUCGUCUUAUCUCUAAGUCCAAGCCUUUCUCUUCCUUUGGAAAAUCGGAGUUCUACUGUUCGACAUGUGAUGUUCCUUUGUAUUCUCAAGUCAAUUUUGAUAUUCACGUGAAGGGUAAAAAACAUAUCGACAAGAAAAAGCAAUUAACGGGUUCCCAAGAGCAGGUGCACAAAUUCAUUGGUCAUGCCACUCUACGACCCAUGCUAUUUGUUUGCCAUCGGUCCCCGCAGGUUAAAGCACUGACACAAAUAUCCCAAUGUGACACUGAUGUUGUGCUCCAAAUACCGUUCGAGGGCGAUGCAUCCAUUUCACCCGUUGCUCUGACGGUGGCAUUGGGUUUAGUGCAGGAGAACCGUGCUGCCAUAGAAAAGUUUUCUGAGCACUGUUUUGGCGUCUGGAUUUGUUCUAAAAAAUCGGCUGUACCACGACGAAUGGAAGAGGUGCGGCUCCUCUCUAAAAAUAUAACCAAGAACCGCCCGCGCCUGGUGAACAUUGUAAAGGAUGCCUUUAGCAUGGAUGAUAGGAGCUGUGGAAUUACCCAGCAUGAAAUCGCCUUUUCAACGCCUGGAGGAUUACACAACCUGUUAGAAAGUGUCCCCAACGUGCAGAGGGCUAUCUGCGUCCUAGUCUUUACAGACGUCGAGUUGAGUGUGGAUAAUGAUCCAACUGAACGUCUGCUAAACCAUUUUGUUUGUUUUGGUCCCAUGCAUCCAACUACACGACCACGGGUAAGGGCGGGGUGGGCAAGGUCUCGCGUCUACAUAUUCAAUUUGUCUUCAAUUUGCUUCGUCCUAACUAUUUGCAGAUUAUCUUUAUCACAUCUGGGAGGAUUCCUUGUUGGCCAUCACUUAAGGCAUUUUCUGCGAUCCGUUAAUUCGAUCCUCUCUCCAUCGGUCUACACGCCACUGCUAUGA
Molecule: messenger RNA, 924 nt
Organism: Hydatigera taeniaeformis
Lineage: Eukaryota; Metazoa; Platyhelminthes; Cestoda; Cyclophyllidea; Taeniidae
Source: the annotation of a GenBank genome assembly